This is a messenger RNA of Linum trigynum, 3516 nucleotides long. NCBI's taxonomy places the organism in Eukaryota, Viridiplantae, Streptophyta, Magnoliopsida, Malpighiales, Linaceae. The record is from the annotation of a GenBank genome assembly.
CAAAAAAUCUACAUAUCCUACUAGACAAUACUUCACGAACUUAUCACAUAUUCGAUUUCUAACAUUGUUCUUAAUGUAGCUCAAAGUAGAAAAGACUCUUUCAACACUUGCCAUGUAACCAUAAAAUCAAUUCAAAAUUAAGGGUAGCGUGUACGUAGUUUAAUUAUUAGGUAUUGAAAAUAGUUGGGGGAUAAAGAAAUAGCGUUUUACUGUUGCAUGAUGUUUAAAAUAGAAUAACAAAUGAGUAGCAACAUAAUUGGAAUAUGUUUGAUAAUAGUAGUGUCCUAGGUUGGAAUAACACGGACUACCACUUAUAUUUUAUUAAUCAUAAGCAAACUAUUAUCGAGGGUUGGAUAAUCAUUUUUUCAAAUGUUAGGGUGUCCCGGAUUACCAAUUAUAUUUUGUAUACACAUACGAAAUUACUACCGGAGGUUGGAUAAUCGUUUUCCCAAAUUUUAGGGGUGUCCCGGAGGCCCAUGUAUCCGCCCCUGCCUAGAAUGCUUAACUUACAUAGCAAUGUUAGUUGUAUAUGAUGAUGUAUUGUGGGAUCCCUUAUUAUUUCAGGUAUAGUUGGAUGGACUUAAAUUAUUUUUACACUUGACUAUUUUCAAAUUUAGGAUGGUAGAGUUUUGCACCAGUUUCUCAAAUUUGCCAUGAGUGAAUGUCUAACCAGUGGUUCUGAUUAAAUUGUUGUAGGGGGAUUUGUGUACUUUAGUAGGAACUCUACCUAAAAUUUGCAAUAGGUAAUGGGUUUAGCAAAAUGUUGGGUGAUAAGGAUAACAAUGAUUGUAAGAAAGGCUAGGGAUUGAUACAUUAGUCGUCUACCACUGUUGGCCUAAAUGUUUCGUAGAGGGCCCUUCCUCCGCUCCCUUCAUCUCUAUCGUCGUUCUCCGUCCUCUCCUUUCAUUGGGAAGCCAGGAUCAAACGGUUGUUUUGCAUGUCAGUGGUUGGACGACGUCCAAGUGGAUGUCAGUGGGCAAAUUCAGUGUCGAAUAGGGAUUGUGUCGGAGGUAGCUAGAUCCACCCAUAUCCUCCUGCUCUCCAUGUCUGAGAUUCGACGUCGGCGGCUGUAAUGUUCUAACGAAGAAAUUGGGGUGUUAAAGUGCUUCCUCUAGAAAUGCCACUAUCAACUUCUCUCUGUCGAGGUAAUUUCAGCUACCAACCCAAGCUCGAUUCACGCCAGCAAACGAAAUCACCUUCUGCGUUAUGCGUAUAAAAGGCAGUUUAAAUCACACAGACCCAUGAAAGCGUUUCAGCGAAAACUCCACUAGCAGCUUCUCUCUGUCAAGGUAAUUCUCAGCCAUCAACCAGCCCGCUUUUGAUAUUUGUUUCUAUCGGUCUGCCAUUUCGCUUCUUUAUUUUAGCUAUAUGCUUCCCUCCUAUUAUGUUCGUGAAAGGUUUUUUAUUUGUGUCUGAUGGAGCACGAUUGGAAAUCUUAAGAUGAUCAAUUUUAUGCUUUUGUAGCAAUAAGUUAAUUCCUUGAAGAAAUUCUAAUUACUAUUUUAAUUUAAUGCAUAAUUGUUUUAGUUUUGUUUGUAUCUAAUAGUAAACCAAGUUAAUAAUACCAAUAUAAAGAAAUAAUUUUAAGCAAUUUAUAAUACAAUAAAUAGGGCAAAUUCUUUUAAUACGAAACAUGUAUAGGCCGUAGUGAGUUAGAAUAAUCUGAUUAACAAAAAUACAUAUGAACUAAUUGUUAUCAAUGUCACAAUUAUCAAGUAGUGCAAAGAUCACUUUCGAUUAUUAUGAAGUAAUGAAAAAUAAGAUGAAAUCAUCCGACCAACGGGUCGGGUAAAAGCUAGUUGAUAUGGUAAAACUAAAAUCUAAAAAGCCAAUGAAUUCCCAUUACGGGCUUGUGAAAACAAAUAUUGGGCUUGGGCCUUAGAAGCCCUUUACCUUCGUCAACCUGAAAUUAAAGGGGUGACAAUAAAGGCGAAAAAAAGAGAGGAAAAUAUUCGCUGUAAAACCCUAGUAAAAUUAAAACCUCUAAAACCCCCACGACAGUUCAGAGUCUCAUAGCUCCAUUCGGGUCCAAUCAGUUUGCAUUGAGAAUUUGAGCGAAACAUCUGGUUCACUCUCCUAUGGCGAUUCUUCUCCACAGUCUCGGCAAAGGCCGAACUUUUUAUACGCAGCUCUCCAGAAUUGGCAGGAGCUUAGUUUCUGAAGCAACAGCAAUGUAUGGAAAACCCCUCCAGCUUCCUCUCCAAGCUAGAUGGAUGUCGACUCCUGCUGGAACUAUUACCGGAUUUGAUGAGAUGAUAAGCGGAAGACAGAGGAAGUUCUAUCUAUUAGGCGGGAAGGGAGGUGUUGGGAAAACAAGCUGUGCUGCCUCUCUUGCAGUAAAGUUUGCUAACCAUGGCCACCCCACCAUAGUUGUCUCCACCGACCCUGCUCACUCUUUGAGUGAUUCUUUUGCUCAGGAUCUAACUGGAGGGACUCUUGUACCUGUACAAGGAGUGGAUUCUCCUUUGUUUGCUCUCGAGUUAAACCCUGAGAAAGCAAAGGAAGAGUUUCGAACAUCUCAAAAGGCGGGUAAUGAUGGGGUGAAAGACCUUAUGGAUGGUAUGGGCCUUGGCAUGCUUUCCGACCAGUUUGGGGAUCUGAAACUUGGGGAGUUGCUAGACAUGCCUCCGCCUGGGUUGGAUGAAGCUAUUGCAGUUUCCAAGGUUUUGCAAAUCACAGAGUCUGAAGAAUAUAGUAAAUUCACUCGCAUAGUCUUUGACACUGCGCCGACGGGCCAUACACUCCGGCUUCUAUCUCUACCAGACUUCAUGGAUGCAUCUAUAGGCAAAAUGCUGAAGCUGAAGGAAAAGUUGUCUUCAGCAACUUCUGCACUCAAGUCUAUGUUCGGCAAAAAUGAUGGACAGAAGCAACAACUCACUUCAAACAAGCUGGAGAAAUUGAGAGAGAAAAUGUACAAAGUUAGAGACCUUUUCCGUGACUCGGAUUCCACAGAGUUCAUCAUCGUCACAAUUCCAACUGUUAUGGCAGUGAGCGAAUCAUCGAGGCUGCAUGCAUCCUUGCUGAAGGAGAGCAUUCCUGUUCAUAGGCUUGUUGUUAAUCAGUUGUUGCCUCCAUUAGCCACAGAUUGCAAGUUCUGUGCAAUGAGAAGGAAGGAUCAGGCACGUGCGUUGGAUAUGAUACAGAAAGAUCCUGGUCUCGACAAGUUGAGAUUAGUGGAGGCACCCUUGUUCGACGCAGAGAUCAGAGGCGUUCCCGCUCUAAAGUUCAUGGGAGACACGGUUUGGAAAUAAUCGCCAACAAGUUGAGGGGAACUGAGAAAGAGUCGAUAGCGUUGUUUAUAGUCUUGCAGCAUAGAGGAACAUUUUGCUUCCUUUUUUUCUCUUCAAUACAGUAAACUAAGAAUGUGUUGGUGUCUUGCUUUCAUUUAAUUCAUAUCAAUUCAUGCUUUCAAUUCUUCACCGUCUGCUGAGAUGAGCAUAUCAUGAUUAUUAUGAUAGCGAAGAUUCAGUUACUGUGGUUAGACUGUUAAAGCAGGAAUACACUCCAGAUGAAGUU